Molecule: messenger RNA, 3858 nt
Organism: Leptosomus discolor (cuckoo roller)
Lineage: Eukaryota; Metazoa; Chordata; Aves; Leptosomiformes; Leptosomidae
Source: RefSeq, a predicted model, not a curated record
AUGGGGAAACUUCUAGCAGCUUCUCACAGGAGCCACCCCUGUAACCACUACCGCUGCCAAAAUCUUGCCACACAAACCCCUUACACUGUGAUAAUAAGUGUUGACAAAAAUCUUAAGAGAAGUAGCAGUGGUUUUGAGACCACGUUUACCUACAGUAUGCUCAUAGAACAGUGUCUUAAAGACCUGCAAUCAGAAGUAAAUGAAAUAUGUACCGAUGAAAUACUACAAAGCACAACUGACUGCCUUCAGUGGCUAAACAACUGCAAUUUUAGUUCUCUCAGACCUUCUUCUACACACCACGGAGAGCUGAUGGAGUUCCUUAGGACCUUGCAAAGCUUGCUGAAGAAUGAGCAAAAUCAAGAAGAAAUGAUACUUCACUUCCUUCUAGAUCUCUCUAGCCAGUGUGGUGUCUCAUUUCCCUGUACUCCAAGUGGGACGUCUUUUGAGCUAGCAUCUUCCCUUCAUGCCAUUGAGGAUGAUUCAACUACGGAUGUGAAAUCUCUCUGGGACGAUGUGAGAUUGCAUCUUCGACGAUUUUUGGUAAAUAGACUGCAAAGUCAAGAAGAAACAAAUACUAAUGCUUUACAGCAACAAAUGGAGUUUAAAACUCAGUGCAUACAGCAACUUUUGUUUCUUUAUCCUGAAUCGGAAGUUUUAACGAAGUAUCAAAAUAUGCAGAAUAAACUGGUUAGUGACCUUCUGCAGAACUGUAUUUUGUCUAGUUGUGGUGAAACUAAUUUUGAUAAGGUGGUUCAUGGUUACCAAAGUUCCAUACCCACAUUGUGCACAAUGAUAAAAGAGGAUUUGUAUAUACUAAGUGGAACCAUUGAUCCUUCUUCAUCAUUGAAGUUUAUUAAUGAAACUUAUCUGGACACUAUCACCGAAGAAAUGACGGUUCUUCUUGAAAGACUUUGUGAGCUGCAGUUCAAGGAAAAUGCUCUACAUAUAGUUAAGGCAAACAAGAUUUCAAGGAAGCAUAGAGGAACAGUUCAUGCUGUGGCCUCCCAAGAAUACCACAAGAAAGGAAGGAACUUCUGCUUAACAUUGUAUCAGCUCAAAUGUCUGUCUCAACUUACCAAACUCUUUUUAUUAAUGGAAGAAAAAAUUGAAGACCUCUCCGCAGAAAUCCUGUUGAGGCUCCAGGUCACCAGAGAUACUGCUGGAGUUCUGAAGAAAGCUAGUGGGGAGCUUUUAAUAGGAGAAACUAGAGCAAAUGAAACCAGUGUGCUUCCUGAACAGUUACUUCAGGUAGAAGAGCCUAUUUUACUGAAUUUUGGCUGGAGAAAUGCAUUUAAAGACCUGUCUUCUUCUGUGGCUCAUUGUAUAACAAUAGCAAUUGAGGAUUUUUCAACUAAAAUUCUUCAACAUGAGCAGAAAGAAGAGUUUUCAGCUGCAGGCUAUGCAAUGAGUCUUGUAAACAACCAGCAAAUGAGGGAGUCCUGCAGAGCGGUCCAACAGGAGGAGCAACCAAAACGAAUCGCUAAGUUUUGUUCUGACAUCAUGGAAGAACUUGACACAUUGCUUCCAUUGGCUCUGGCAUGCAGAGAUGAUUCUCUUCAGGAAAUUAGAGCAAACUUUGUAGAGGCCUGCAGCAAAGUGGCAACAGCUGUCCUGGAAAGACUAGAGGAGAAGAGCAAAGAUGUUCCCUCCAAGGCUCCCCUGCAAGACUUGUAUGCUGCCCUUUCCACAGCGAUAUAUGUCUUUCAGCAUUUUACAAUGUAUAGCAAUUUAAUGAGAGAAACAAGCAAAAAAGCCCUGUUCCUAGUGCCUGUCCAACAAUAUCAGGAAUUCAUCAGCGUUCUUCAGUUUCAAGUUAUGAACUACUGCGUCAGAGUUUGUGCUACAAGCAUUUUGCAGGAUGCUGAGAGCCACCACUGGGAUGACUACAAAGCUUUUUAUGAGGGGGAAAGAUGCUCAUUCUCUGUCCAGAUGUGGCAUUAUUUCUGCUGUGCACUUCAUCAUGAUCUGUGGACUAUUCUACCUCCCAAGACAGCCCAGGAGAUUCUUACAGAUGUACUAGAGCAAUCUUUGGCUAUGCUGUCCUCCAGGUAUUGUCAGGCCUGCCCCAGUUACAAGAGAACACCACAAAUCAGAAUUGAUAUUGCUGCCAUUUUGAUGUCCACUGAAGAUAUGCUCUGGUCAGUUUGCAGCUCUGUACCGGAGUUUCUGAAUCCACAAGAAGAUAGAGAUCUCAAGAUCUAUAAAAUACAUAGCCACUGCAAUAGUCUGCUCUCUGUGCUGGCUAUUUUAACUUCACCACUGAAGAAUUUGUAUGAGUGAGUAUGAAAGAAACAUUCAAAUGAAAUUAUCCAGAAGAAGCAGGCUGGCAAUGUGCAGCACAACAGACCCAUUUGUGACUUCGGAAUAGAGUCUGUCUUCUGCACCAGGACUCCAUCAGCCAGAGAAAUGGCAGCCCAGGGUCAGCUGAAACUGCUUCUAUCCCAGCCAUACUGUAAUUUGAACUUGCUUUUGGAAACAUUGCUACAUCAUGAUUGUCUCUUAGUGAAAAUUUUACUGAGAAGUUCAGAUCAGAUUUCAGUAAGUAAACAGACAAAUAACAAAGAGCCUACUCUGAUUGAAACAAUCUUCACAGUAUUGUCUUACUGCACUUUAUCACCCAAAUCUCUUGGCAUUGCUUUUGAGACCUACAUGGAAAAAGAGCAGUUGUGGAAUUGUUUAUACAAUAUGACAGUUUCCAGUUGUGGUGAGUCGGAGCCAGAGGUUAUCAGAUGCUUGAAGUUGACUUUGAUUAAUUCAGUCAAGGGUAUAGUGAAGCAGAUAAUUUCUUUGAUGCAUUCAUGGGAGGCAACAGAAAACUAUGGAACAUACCAGCACAAGCAAAUAGUUCCUGAAAGUUUACUGAAAACAGUUCCGAAGGAAUGGAAUUACACUCCUCGGGAAAUGAAGAGAAAAGAAUCUGGGAAAUGCUUCACAAGGCUUGCAGCUCAGGCAGUAUCUAUUGUAAUCAGCAAGUUACCUACAGUGAUUGCAUGUUUGCCUCCCCCAAUUAAGUACUUCUUUUUUCUGGCUGAGAGAAAAAUGUCAAGAAACUUUGCUGAAUUGAAGAAAGCUGGUCUGCUUGUCUGGAACUUGAUUGUAAUUAUAUGUCGGAUAUUUGAGGAUGGAAAUACUGCAGAACUUUUAACAGGUGCAACACUUGACAGAUGGAGCAAAGAAAAACUCAGUUUAGUUCGUGUGUGCUUGGAAAGUAUUAUGGGAAAACAGAAAAGUGGUCCUAAGCAAGUGACCCAGAAGGUUAUACAAAGCAUUGAACAGCAAAAACCAAACUGGAUUGAAAGCCAGUUGCUGAAGGCAAGAAAAUUGAGCACAGACUGUGCCUCAGUCACAGUAGAAGGUGCAACGUUAGAGGAAGGAGGUAUUGCACUUGGAUUCACUGAGCAGAAAAUAAACAUGAUGGUCCUGGAUAUCUGCCACAAACCAGGUGGCAGCGAGUACCUGAGGCAAAUUUAUCACAUCAUCCGGCUCAAUGAGGAAUACUUGAAAGAGCAGCUGUCUUGUGAGAAUUCUUAUGAAGAUGGUGUUACCUCCAGUCAACACCUGCCCUUGACACUGAAGGGCAGAGAAGAGCAGGCUGUCUUCAACCCUUUCCAGGUGUACAGACAAUCUUGUGCAAAAGUGUUCAAUCAGGUUUCCAUUACUGAAUGGAACUGGGAUUGGUCAAACUUGCUGCCAAGUUAUUUGGGACUGAAUCAGAUGACCUUCAGGGUGCUGCUGGAACACAGGUGGGAGAUGAAAGAAGAUGCAGAUCUUGAAGAUGAGGAGAAAGUUAUGAUGGAACACUUAAAAAAUGUUUAUUUGACACAGAGCACUCCUAUCUCAGAGGAUAAAGAAGAAUAA